Molecule: messenger RNA, 2580 nt
Organism: Chelmon rostratus (copperband butterflyfish)
Lineage: Eukaryota; Metazoa; Chordata; Actinopteri; Chaetodontiformes; Chaetodontidae
Gene: sfrp2
Product: secreted frizzled-related protein 2
Exons: 3
Coding region: 132-1019 (295 amino acids)
Biological process (GO): canonical Wnt signaling pathway; non-canonical Wnt signaling pathway; negative regulation of canonical Wnt signaling pathway
Molecular function (GO): Wnt-protein binding
Source: RefSeq, a predicted model, not a curated record
CAGACAUGCCUGGAAGAAAACCUCUUGUUACAGUAGGAGCUGGCCACUGACAGAGGCUCCAUCCACGCCGACUGAUGCUCAGCACCCCCUGAUUACGCGUUUAUAUUUUGCAGGUUUUACGCGCACACAAAAUGAGAGCCUUUAUUUCGACGGUGGCAGUGCUGUGGGUGAUAACAAUACCCUGCACGGAAGCCAUCCACGGAUUGUACAACUUUGGCCAGCAUGAAUUAUUCUACAAAAAGAAUAACUGCAAGCCAAUUCCUGCCAAUCUGCUGCUGUGCCACGAUAUAGAGUACACAGAAAUGCGCCUCCCGAACCUGCUCGGACACGAAACCAUGAAUGAGGUUCUGCAGCAAGCUUCGUCUUGGAUCCCGCUGGUUCAGAAGCAGUGUCACCCCGACACAAGAAAGUUCCUCUGCUCCCUUUUCGCUCCCGUCUGUCUGGACGAUUUGGACGAGCCCAUCCAGCCGUGCAGGUCCCUGUGCGAAAGCGUCAAGCACGGCUGCGCACCCGUGAUGUCCGCGUUCGGCUUUCCCUGGCCAAAGAUGUUGGACUGCGACCGUUUCCCACUCGACAACGACCUGUGCAUACCACCUGCAGGCAUCGAGAACUUUGCACCAGUCACUAAAGAGGUGCCCAGAGUGUGCGACGCUUGCAAGGAAACAGAUGAAAAUGACAACGAAAUUGUUGACAACCUGUGUAAGAAUGACUUUGCUCUGAAGAUCAAAGUAAAGGAGAUCUCCUACAUCAACGGUGACACCAAGAUAGUGCCGGAGACCAAGAGCAAGACCAUUUACAAGCUGAACGGCGUGACGGAGCGUGACCUGAGGAAGACGGUGCUGUGGCUGAAGGACGGCCUGCAGUGCAUCUGCGAGGAGAUGAACGACAUCAAUGCUGCCUACCUGGUCAUGGGCCAGAAGAUGGACGGCCAUCUGGUCAUCACCUCGCUGAAGCGCUGGCAGAAGGGACAGCGGGAGUUUAAGAGGAUUUCCCGCAGCAUCCGCAAGCUGCAGUGCUAGGAAGGCAAAGAGAAACUGCAUGUGUCACUGUUGAAGAAGAAAGUUUAGCUGAGCUCUUUCCAAUUAUCCCUUUCCAGUUGUCAAACAAGUUGCAAUGAUGGUUCAUAAUUCCUCUCUAGAUUCCAGAAAAUAUGUUUCUUUGGCCUCUGUUUCCCUUUGGUUUAUGGAUAACAAUGCACAAUAUCUUAAAGUAUAGGCAGCAUAUUAUAUAUUUGGGGCAGGCUAAUGCAUUUAUUUGACUACAAUAAUAACGCUCAUGGAUUUUCAUGUUCUGAAAGGUGCUAUGCCCCAAUACACUCAAGCUACAUUCAUCAAUAAGGCCACAACAUUUCUAAAAGCACGUUUUUAAGUAGCUACACUACACAGCUUGUCUAUGUCUUCUGAGCAGAGCACACAUUUAUAUCUUUAUAUCUAGGAAGAAAAAAAACUAUUAUAGCAGUGUGAGAUUUUGUGAAGUUCAUCCUUUGACUCCCAGUUAUUUUGCACUUAGUGGGCACUGGGCGCCCCCGAGUGGUCAGUUUUAAGGUGGCGCACGUCUUUGCUGUCACCUCAUUAAUUGCAUUUAAUUGCACUCAGCUGGCGUCCCUGGUGCGAGGGAAUCACUAAUUGCAUGGUUUGAGUGAAACCUAGCAGAGCUUUGGAUCCAGGAUUAAAAAUGACUGACUCUUAAAAAUCAUUGACAGAUGUGGCCUACUGUUAAAUCCUGCAGUGGGGGUGAGUUUAAGACAUUUUCCCUUUGGUAUUCCCUAUAGGAUCUUUUUCUUCUGUGAUCUGCAUCAUAACUUACAAAGGAAACGUUUUUUUUAAAAUGGGGCACUCAUCAAACAAUGUUAAAUCAUCAGCAGUUGUUUGUUUAGGACUAUUCAGAACUCUAAUGAGCAAAUUACACCACAUGACUGCUGGAGAUAGGACUCCAUGAUUAAAGUACUCAAGUUAAAUAAAAAGAUUCCUGGUAAGAUAUUUUGAGUUUAAGUACUAAAUAAGGUAAUUUCCAUCCAUUUAAAAACAUUUCUGUGCUACAGAAACCGUUUCAAACAAGGAUUCAUAUUGUGUGGUGCACAUUGAGUGACGCUGUGAUCCCCAUGUGCGUAGUGUGACGUUCAAAGACAAAAUAAUGUUUGUGUUUUUGUAUUUCUUCCGUUUUCUCAAGCAAAAAUGAGAGAUAGCUGGCUAUAUUCUCUUCCUGUUCAACAUUUUAAUAUUCUUGGUAAUCUUUUUGUACUUGAGCCAAUGCAUACUUUUCUACCACAGUAUGAUUAAAAACUAAUAUUUUUCUACUGCAGACUUUCAUAUUUCAUUUAGACUUUUAUGUCAAGUUCUGGUUUGCAUCUUCAUCCUGUCGUUUGAUGAGUAACACAAGUUGUUUUAGGUAUUAUCGAUGAAUAUCUGAGUUUUGGUUGGUAGUGUUGAUUUGAUGAGCAGUAACCUGUUAAACACAAAUAAUCGCGCGUGUGAGUGAAUGCAAUGUAAAAAGUAUUUUUGAAAGUAUUACUGUGUAAAUAUCAAAUACUGCCUUUUAUUCUUGUAUAAAGUUUUCAGCUAUUAAAAGCUGCCAACAACA